UUCCAGAUCUUUCUCGAACCCGCAGCUCCAAGAGCGGCCGUUGCCCGAGCCCUGCCGGAAGCGGCCGAAGCGGCGGCUCGCGCGUCCCCGGGAGGCCGAGCGCGCAUGCGCGGAGCGCGGUAACCGCCGGUUGGAGGCGGCGGCCCGCAGCGCAGAGCGAGCCCGGCGGCGGCGGCGGCCCCCUGCCUCUCCCGGCGGCCCAGCGCUGCCCUCGCUUUAAAGCGCAGCCACUUCGGGUCACCUCUCCUUUGCUUCCCGUAGGCGUCGCAAGCCCGGGAGCCACAGCCCAGCCGAGGACGCAGUCCCUCCCCCGGAGCUUUCGGCACUCGCAUCCCGACCUCUCGGCGGCGGGAUGUCUGUGGUUGGCAUCGACCUCGGCUUCCUCAACUGCUACAUCGCGGUGGCGAGGAGCGGCGGCAUCGAGACCAUCGCCAAUGAGUACAGCGACAGGUGCACCCCGGCCUGUAUAUCUUUGGGAUCAAGAAAUAGAGCCAUUGGAAAUGCAGCGAAGAGCCAGAUAGUCACAAAUGUAAGAAAUACAAUUCAUGGCUUCAAAAAGCUUCAUGGACGAUCAUUUGAUGAUCCUAUUGUGCAAACUGAAAGGAUCAGGAUUCCCUAUGAGCUUCAGAAAAUGCCUAAUGGAAGUGCAGGAAUUAAGGUGCGGUACCUAGAAGAAGAGAGACCUUUUGCUAUUGAGCAAGUUACUGGAAUGCUGUUGGCUAAGCUUAAAGAGACUUCAGAAAAUGCUUUAAAGAAACCAGUAGCUGACUGUGUGAUAUCAAUUCCCAGCUUUUUCACUGAUGCUGAGAGAAGAUCUGUGAUGGCUGCAGCCCAGGUUGCAGGUUUAAAUUGUUUAAGAUUGAUGAAUGAAACUACUGCAGUUGCACUAGCAUAUGGAAUUUAUAAACAGGAUCUUCCUCUGUUAGAUGAGAAACCAAGAAAUGUAGUAUUUAUUGAUAUGGGACAUUCUGCCUACCAAGUCUCACUUUGUGCUUUUAACAAAGGAAAACUUAAAGUGUUGGCUACUACCUUUGAUCCAUAUUUGGGUGGCAGGAACUUUGAUGAGGCUUUAGUAGACUACUUCUGUGAUGAGUUCAAGACCAAAUAUAAGAUAAAUGUGAAAGAAAAUGCUCGAGCCUUGUUGCGUUUAUAUCAGGAAUGUGAAAAAUUAAAGAAGCUAAUGAGUGCAAAUGCGUCAGAUCUUCCACUGAACAUCGAGUGUUUGAUGAAUGAUCUUGAUGUUUCUAGUAAAAUGAACAGGGCUCAAUUUGAACAAUUAUGUGUUUCCCUCUUUGCCAGAGUUGAACCACCAUUAAAAGCAGUACUGGAACAAGCUAACUUACAGCGUGAAGACAUAAGUAGUAUAGAAAUUGUAGGAGGAGCAACUCGAAUUCCUGCAGUAAAGGAACAAAUCACGAAAUUCUUCCUUAAAGACAUAAGUACCACAUUAAAUGCUGAUGAAGCUGUUGCAAGAGGAUGUGCAUUACAGUGUGCGAUUCUCUCACCAGCAUUUAAAGUGCGUGAGUUUUCCAUAACGGACAUUGUUCCCUACUCAAUCACAUUACGAUGGAAGACCUCUUUUGAAGAUGGAACUGGGUCUGGGGAAUGUGAAGUAUUCUGUAAGAACCAUCCUGCUCCAUUCUCAAAGGUCAUUACUUUCCACAAGAAGGAACCAUUUGUGCUAGAAGCGUUUUAUACUAAUUUACAUGAAGUGCCUUAUCCUGAUCCAAGAAUUGGGAGCUUCACUAUUCAGAAUGUUUUUCCACAGUCUGAUGGUGAUAGUGCUAAAGUGAAGGUUAAAGUUCGCAUUAACAUCCAUGGAAUCUUCAGUGUGGCUAGUGCAUCAGUAAUUGAGAAGCUAAAUAUAGAAGGGGACCACAUUGAUGGUCCUAUGGAGACUGAAACUUCAUUUAAGGAUGAAAGCAAAGAUGAUGUGGAAAAAAUGCAGGUUGACCAAGAAGAAGGUCAUCAACAAUGUCAUGCUGAGCACACCCCAGAAGAGGAAAUUGAUCAUACAGGAGCCAAAACAAAGUCAACUCCCUCAGACAGACAAGACCGAUUAAACCAGACUAUUAAAAAAGGAAAAGUCAAGAGUAUUGAUCUACCUAUCCAUAGUAGCCUGUGUAGACAACUAGGCCAAGAUCUUCUCAAUAGCUACAUUGAAAAUGAGGGGAAAAUGAUAAUGCAAGAUAAAUUGGAGAAAGAGAGAAAUGAUGCUAAGAAUGCUGUUGAAGAAUAUGUAUAUGAUUUUAGAGACAAGCUGGGCACUGUCUAUGGAAAGUUCGUCACUCAAGAAGACUUGAAUAAACUAUCUGCGGUAUUAGAAGAUACAGAGAAUUGGCUUUAUGAAGAAGGAGAGGACCAACUUAAACAAGUUUAUGUGGAUAGGCUUCAAGAACUAAAGAAAUAUGGCCAGCCUAUUCAAAUGAGAUACAUGGAACAUGAAGAGAGACCAAAAGCUUUAACUGACUUGGGAAAAAAGAUACAACUUGUCAUGAAAGUGAUAGAAGCAUACAGAAACAAGGAUGAAAGAUAUGAUCAUUUGGAUCCUGCUGAAAUGGAAAAAAUUGAAAAAUAUAUCAACGAAGCCAUGAGUUGGCUUAACAGUAAGAUGAAUGCACAGAAUAAAUUAAGUCUCACUCAAGAUCCUGUGGUGAAAGUUUCAGAAAUAGUUGCAAAGUCAAAGGAACUGGAUAAUUUCUGUAACCCCAUCAUUUACAAACCCAAACCAAAAGUAGAGGUUGCAGAAGACAAUGCAAAAGCUAAUAGUGAACACAACGGACAGAUGGAUGGACAGAGUGGGACUGAAACCAAACCAGAUACAAAAGACAGCUCACAGCAUACUAAAUCUUCUGGAGAGAUGGAAGUGGACUAAAUCUUAAAUUUACCUUCACAUAAUUCAAACAGUGCAAGUAACCACGGGAUCCAUUCUUCUUUUACAUCUGAUACACACAACAGAUGUUCAGUUGUUCUUAAUCACUUUUUGUCAUUUGUUAUUGGGAGUAGUUUUGAAAAGUGUUUUAUAUUGAGUACACAUCUAUAAAUUUCCAUUGCUGCUUAUGUGAAGCUUUAGCUGAAUAUAGAUUUACAUGUCAGUUUAAGCUUUCCUAAUGUAUAUCACAUGCAAGACUGACAUGUAAUUGGCCACAGUCUACCUUAUUUAGAGCUUCUACUUGGAUAAACUUUUGCUUCUUAUUCAGGAAAGUAUACAGUAUUGCACUAUUGUUGCAGAAGCGUAGAUAUAACUGAUCAUUAUUUUGAAAAACAAAUAUUGAAACUGAUGUGGUUUGUUCUAACUUAAGUAUGCAAACAAAUAAGAGGUUCCUUGACAAAUUAGUCCAUCUCAUUGGUGUGCCAUGAGAAUUCCAGAAGCUUUGCUUUUAUCACGUAAAUGAACCAAAUCUACGUUGAAAGUGAAAACGCACGCACAAUUUUAUGUAAAGGUGACACCAGCAGUUUUCUUCCUUUAUUAGAAAUGUAGAUUGAUGUUUUCUUAGAGUACUUCAGUAUCAUUUUCACUUGAAACUUCUGAUCUACUUGUCUUGAAGACCUGCUGCUGCUGCUAGCCCGAAGGAGGCUUUUUUAUGAAAAUACGUUCAUGUGAAGUGGGAAAUGCUGUUGACCUACUCAGAUAUGCAUCUGUGAUAUUGAUAGCCUUGUUUCAGUUUUGAUAUUUGUUUUAGUUUUAUGGAUUGAUUCUGUUAAAUCUUAACACAGGGAAAGGGGAAAUGGCACAAUGUAUUGCAUUAUGUACACUUAUUGAAGUACUUAAUGUUAAGAUAUAAAAACACUAUUAAAUAAGUGGUAAUACUUGAAAAGAAUCACUUAUGCCCUAAGUCUUAGGAAAUAAUGCUUGUAAUAAACUUAACUAUGUUACAUAUCAACAGGCAAAAUAGAGAAUGUUACAUAGUUUAAUAUGACGUGAUUAAAUUAUAGUUCCUGCUAUUAUAUUACCUGUUCAGAGGCUCACUUUUUCUGAAAGCUAAAUUUUUAUAUUAAUAAUAAUUAAUAUUGACUUAAGUAGUACAAAUUGAGAGUUUAGUACCUUUAGGGAUGGUCAUUAUUUCUCACAACUAGUUCUCUAAGAGAGAUUUUGUUUCUACAAUGUAGUCUGCACUGAAAGGGGACUGUAGAGGGAAUGCACUUUCCAGGGAUUUUUAUCAUCCUUUUUGAGGCAGAUAUCCCUUGUUUGCAUUAAAAAACAUUAUAUACUCUCAAUAUAUCUUAAUGUUUUCUAGCCUUUAAAAUGUUCUUGUUUUAAUACAUUUAAAAUGAAAUAAUUAUAUCCAUUAGUAAUAAGUGAUAAAGUACCUUAUUAUAAAAAGCAUUUACCAGUUACUUUUCAUUUAUAUGUUGAAUAUACUAUAUAGGUUCAUUUGGGGAAGAACAACAUCAUUAAAGGGAACUCAUAACAGUAAAAGUAAGGAGUUUAUAGUUUUUUCUUGAGUUAGCAAGAAGACCACUAUCAUUAUUUUAGGAGCUAUACCUCAGAAACCUCUUGGGAAUAAAUGUGGGAACAACCCUUUCUUCAUCUGAAUUGUCUAGUAUGUCCUGACAUUUUCCAUUCCUUAAAUCAGUUUAUGUAGUUCUGUGUUUUGGUCAGAUAUAUAACAUUCCAAUUGUUGCAGUUAUAUAACAAUGAGUUAAAUACAUUCAAAGAUAAUAUGUGUGCUUUUUAAUUUAUUCAACUUAAAUUAUAUUUUCAAACACUGUUUAACCUUAUAUUGUAGUUAUUUAUUGACUACAUUAGAAUGUAAUAUAGUUCUUCUACAAAGGAAUGUUCUCCUAAAUACAAUUUUGGGUAGAUAGUAUGGUUUAGUUUCAUUUUAAUCACUGAAAUAUGCAGUGCUAGACAAAAGAAUUACAUAUUUUUUCAAAAGGAAAAACUAUUAUAGAUUUUUAAAAGAUACAUAACAAAAUAGACUGUUUUACUAUAGUAGGCAAAUAAAGACUAAGAAAUAUCUAGGAUGAUUAAUAAAUAUUAGUAUAUUUUGACUCUUGAAAAAAUAUAAAUUAUUUGGUUUGCAAAACAACUCUUGAUAGCCUAUUAUGAGUAUAAAAACAAAAACUGCUAAUAAUAUAGCAAUAAUAUAACAAAUUUAAAUUCCUUAGCAGUAAUCAGAAUUCUUGAGUUUUAAAGUAACUAGAAACAGCACACCAAAGAAUUAGACUAUUGGAAUAUCAGAUAAUCUAUUUUAAAUGGGUAACUGGUCUCUUAUUAAGAAAUAAAGAUUUCUUAGACUUUUUGGAGUGGCAAUUUUUAGUAUGUUCAUGGUUAUUUCUUUGAUAGAACUCUUUAUUAAAAGUGAAUUUUGGGGCUCAGUUAUUAAUAUAAUAAAAUCUUAGUGUUAAAGCAUUUUAUCCAAAUUAGCACAUCUUUAAUUAUUUUGAAAAAUUAUUCAUAUUUAAAGACAAUAGAUAUUUGAAUAUGGUAAUCAAAUUAGCUUACUUCAGUCUCAAAAUAGAUAUAGCCAUUCCUCCUUUUUCAUCAAUUUAAAUUGUAAACAUUCCCAUUGAGAUUUUGUUUUUGUUAUUGUUAAUACUCACCCGAGGAUAUAUUUUCCCACUGAUUUUUUUAGAGAGAGUAGAAGGGAGAUAGGAGGGGGGGGAGGAGAGAGAGAGAGAGAGAGAGAGAGAGCGAGCGAGCGAGAGAGAGAAACAGUUGUGAGAGUGUCACAUUGACUGGUCACCUCAGACACAUGCCCUGACCAGGGCCUGCCUGGAAUCGAACCCUCAACCCUUCCGUGUCCAGGCCAAUGCUUUAACCAGAGAGCAACACCGGCCAGGGCAAGAUUUUGUUGUUUUUUGUUUUUUCAGGAUUUUGUUUUAAUGGUUGAUUUUUGGCAGUACACACAAAUUAAUGCUAAGGCAAGAUUUACAAGUCUUAAAUUACUAGAAAAAUGGAGUCAUCUUUCUCACCUUGUAGAAUUUUACAAC
Molecule: messenger RNA, 5937 nt
Organism: Pipistrellus kuhlii (Kuhl's pipistrelle)
Lineage: Eukaryota; Metazoa; Chordata; Mammalia; Chiroptera; Vespertilionidae
Gene: HSPA4L
Product: heat shock protein family A (Hsp70) member 4 like
Exons: 19
Coding region: 353-2875 (840 amino acids)
Biological process (GO): protein folding
Cellular component (GO): cytosol; nucleus
Molecular function (GO): ATP binding; ATP-dependent protein folding chaperone
Source: RefSeq, a predicted model, not a curated record